This is a messenger RNA of Neospora caninum, 1044 nucleotides long. RefSeq names its product SRS domain-containing protein. The transcript has a single exon. The record is from RefSeq and is a predicted model, not a curated record. Lineage: Eukaryota; Apicomplexa; Conoidasida; Eucoccidiorida; Sarcocystidae. Bases 1 to 1044 code for a protein of 347 amino acids. Gene Ontology annotation, cellular component: membrane.
AUGGCACUUCGAACGUUUGUCGUCAUUUCGGUGGCAAGCUUCUUUCUGAAGCCGACUUCGUCCUAUGCUUCUGAAGCGGGUAGCCCUGCAGCCGUCCAAGGUGUGAAGAGCUGCGACAGUGAGCCGGAAGGGGAGGCUGUAUCAGAGAUUCAUUUGACUCUCAGUCCCGGAGUUGAUAGCGUUUCGUUCAUCUGUAGCGCUAAAGAGAAUGCAGUGCUGAAGCCGUCAACAACAAAGGUCUUCGUAGACCAAGGGUGUGACCGUUCAGAAACACUGGAUUCACUGUUUGCCGGUGCAACGCUAGAAGAAAACACAGCCGGAGACAGUAAGAAAUCUUACACACUGAAAAUCCCUCCGGUCACACGCCAGAUUCAGAAACUCCUGUACUACAAAUGCUCCUUCACUACUGCCGUUCAACCACUACUAGGGGAUCAAGGGCCGUCUGUCAGCACAAAGGAUUGCAAGGUCAUAAUCACCGUUGAAAAGGUCGAACAAACAGAGCCUCCUCCCGACUCCAAUGACCAGCAACAACCGCAGACUGCUCCCGAAUCCACUGACGAGCAACAAACAGACCUCGUCGAAUGCGACAGUACCGCAACUACAAAGGAGGCAGGUGUCUCUGCAGAAUCUCCUCACUCAUUCAAAUGUGGAGCUGGAAUGUCCCUGCACCCGACAAAUUUGACAGACGUGUUUGAUGACCAGGACGGGAAGUGCGCCGCUGAGGUUGCCCUGCAGACUCUCGUUGACGCCACAUUAACCAAAACUGAAACUGAAGCUACACACAACGGACAACCAGUGUACCAGCUUGCUGUGAAGACGGCGCCUUCUGAAGACACUGCCCUUUGCUACAAGUGUGUAACUACUUCCAGCAACCUAGAAACAAAGACCAACACCGACGAAGCAUCGGCUGCGAAAGAAUGCCUUCUGAAAAUAUCUGUGAAGGGAAGCGCAUCGUCCGCGUUUUCGUCGACAUGGGGAGCCGCGAAGACAGCAAUCGCUUUCUUUGUGACAGUACCCCCGGUACUCGGCGUGGUUGACAUCUAG